AUGAAUAUUGAAAGUAUAAGUUUAGAUCAGGAAAAUCCCGAAAAAGACUUAGAAGCAAUAAAAUUUUUAGGCCGUAAAAUCCCACCAAUAGGAUUUUACAUUGCAGGGCUAAUCCAAUGCAAGACAAAGCUAUCACUUAAUGUCAUCAUUAAAUUUUUAGACGAAUUUUAUGAAUCUAUAAACCUCAAAAGCAUAAAUGAAGAAUUACAAAAAAAAAUCGAAUUAAAACUAUAUGAAGGACUACUAGGAGAAGCAUAUAUCCUUCUCAAGGGCGAAUUGAAAAAAAAUGAGAUAAAAGAUCCAAUAAGUCCUCCUAUUUUUGAGCUCCCAAUAGAAGAGAAGAUUGAAGAAAUUGAAUUAACUUGCUCGAUUUGCAGUCAUAAAAUAAAUGGAGAGCAGCUGAAAUUGCUAGAAAAGUGUGAUCAUAUGUUUCAUUCGGUAUGCUUAGAAGGACACCUGCAAAAUUGUAUAUCGAGCAAAAUGUUUCCAAUAAAAUGCCCAUUAGAAUCCUGUGAAUCUGAAAUUCAAAUGAUUGAUAUGGAAUUUUUAUCUCCUGAACUUAAAAGACACUUUGAAGAAUACUCAACUCAACAACUGAUUUCAAGUGGAAUUUAUGGACAAUUUGUUCCAUGCCCAAAAUGCGGCGAACUUUAUGGGGUUUCUAAUCGUGACAGAGUUAACUGCACAAAAUGCAAACUUGAAUUUUGUAUAAAUUGUGAGAGAAAAAUCAUAAUUAAAUAUGAUAUCUUGGUUAGGGUAUGGAUUCCGGUAGUGCAGCCUCAAGCACAUAUUUAAUUAUAUCGGCAAUGUAUGACAAACCAGUAUGGACAGAAAUCUAGGUAAGCAAUUCUGCAAGCAUAUGGAGCCUAGCCCGAGUCCUUUUUCAGAUUAAAUUUUACCUUGUGUGGGGAAGGAGAGGCUUGGAGUUGGAAAGGGGAAGCCCUGCAAUGCCUUCUAGGCCAUUCGAUUAUUCUCCAGCGUAAAACAGGAGUUACGCCCUGGUCCUCAAGCUUUUCCUUUUUGCGGAGAAUCUGCUUUAAAUUUCAUAUUUUGGAAAUUUUGUGCAGGCAACCAAUCUCAGACCCGAGAGCUCUAAUGACAGGAGUCGAAAUCUGAACACCCGAAGCCGAGGGGCUAUUCAGUGGUGAAGCUGAGGUGUUGCACGAUGCAGCGAUGGAGGAGGAACCCGAAGCAAGGAGGGAAGCCAGUGGACCUCAAACAAAACCCUAAAUUAAUCAAGUUUCUGUGAAAGAAAAAUUAAUGAAUGCAGAUGCUUUAGAAACGCUCCCAUGUUUAACAGCAGAAAUGGCAAAUGAUGCCCAUUUUGUGCAUUGGAGUUCAAAACUAUCAAAGGUAAGCUUGCAAAGUGUGACGGGUGUGGGAACAUGUAUUGUAUCGACUGUCUUCAAAUAGCAAGUCUGUGCACUUGUAAUUAUGAGCAUUGGUAA
Molecule: messenger RNA, 1448 nt
Organism: Blepharisma stoltei
Lineage: Eukaryota; Ciliophora; Heterotrichea; Heterotrichida; Blepharismidae
Source: the annotation of a GenBank genome assembly